Messenger RNA from Oppiella nova, 515 nucleotides. Lineage: Eukaryota; Metazoa; Arthropoda; Arachnida; Sarcoptiformes; Oppiidae. The record is from the annotation of a GenBank genome assembly.
AGGGAGGGUUGGCCUCUAUCACGAAAGGACAACCGCUAGAAAUAGCUCACGGCUCACAAAUCACACUAAGGCAUACUCACGGCAGGGCCUGUUGGAUGCACUCCCAUCAGGCCCUCUACCCCAUCCGAUACCCGGACAAUCGGGGCAGUUCUCAUCAGCAACAGGUGACCUGUUACUCAUUCAAAGACGUCAACAACUGGUGGAUUGUUAAGAGACCCCAUGUCAACGAUUUGGUUAUAUCUGAACCAAUCGAUCGCAUUAAAGACGGAGAUUAUGUGCAACUUAUUCACGGAAUGAGUGGUCGAGCGCUGAACAGUCAUGACGUGGCGGCACCGGUAUCGCCGCAGAAUCAAGAGGUCUCCUGUUAUAUAGACUACAAUAUUUCAAUGCCGGCACAGAAUCUCUGGAGAGUGAAACUUUUAAAUAGCGGUGAGACAAAUGGAUUGUGGCAUACCAUCAGCUCAAGGGUUCAGUUCAUUCACGCCAACACAUCUCAAGCCUUAAAAGUGAGUCUC